Messenger RNA from Tricharina praecox, 1948 nucleotides. Its product is annotated as Sir2 family histone deacetylase Hst4. Lineage: Eukaryota; Fungi; Ascomycota; Pezizomycetes; Pezizales; Pyronemataceae. The transcript has a single exon. Gene Ontology annotation, cellular component: mating-type region heterochromatin. Gene Ontology annotation, biological process: negative regulation of transcription by RNA polymerase II; regulation of DNA repair; replication-born double-strand break repair via sister chromatid exchange. The coding region runs from base 238 to 1746 and encodes 502 amino acids. Gene Ontology annotation, molecular function: NAD+ binding; histone deacetylase activity, NAD-dependent. The record is from RefSeq and is a predicted model, not a curated record.
GCCCCUUCUCUCCCUUCUUUCUCUCCUCGCCGGAUCACAGCUCGUCGCAUCGCUCACCCACCCACCUCUCCGCCGCCCCUUCUCCCUCCGUCCAUAAUUUCUCUUCGGUCGCUCCAUCUCCACCACCAUAACGUGCAUCCACCGCCUUUCGACUCUUCCGAUUUCCUCGUCGCCCAUCCGCUCGGUCGCACUCUACCGUCGUCGCCCCCUCUCCCCCUUUGACCAGCUGCGCCAGCGAUGCAGAAGGACGCAGAGCCCGCCAGCAAUGCGAAGCGGCAGAAGUCUCCGCCGAAACCGCGAGAGACGGAAUUCCUCGACCUUCGCUCAUCCGAUCCAGAGAGCAUCGGCACCGAUCAAAAGCGACAACUCGACACCCUGAUGAAGUUGCUGCGCAAGAAAAAGAAAAUAGUCGUGAUCGCUGGUGCAGGCAUCUCGGUUGGUGCAGGCAUCCCUGACUUCCGAUCCUCCAACGGCCUCUUCAACACUCUACGAACUGCAAAGAAUUCCGGAAAGGACCUUUUCGAUGCUUCUGUUUACAAAGACGACGAUCUUACCGCGUCUUUCCACGAUAUGGUGCGGACGUUGCACGGCAUGGCCGCCGAAGCUGAACCCACCGAGUUCCACCAACUCCUAGCCACGCUAGCGACCGAAGGCAGACUAUUACGACUAUACUCCCAAAAUGUUGACUGCAUAGACACUCGGCUCGAACCCCUCAGGACGAGCGUGCCGCUGCAGAGCAAGGGUCCGUGGCCAACGACGAUUCAGGUUCACGGAGGGUUGGAGAAGAUGAACUGCUCCAAGUGUGGCUGGGUUGGCCCAAUGGAGCCUCAGCUUUUCGUGGGCGCGGAGCCUCCGGAUUGCCGGGAGUGUCUGGAAAUGGAGUCCGUUCGGGAUAUUGCUGGGAAGAGGUCUCUCGGUGUGGGCAAGCUCAGGCCGCGAAUCGUCCUCUACAACGAGUUCCAUCCAGAUGCUGAGGCGAUCGGUGCGGUCACUGAGGCAGACAUAAGAGCGCGUCCCGAUGCGCUUAUUGUUGUGGGAACCAGUCUUAAGGUUCCGGGAGUGAAGCGUAUAGUGCAGGAAAUGUGCAAAUCCGUGCGAGGAUUCAGAGGCGGCGUGAGCGUUUGGGUCAACAACCAUGACCCUCCUUCGGCAAAGGACUACAACUUCGAUCUGGUGGUUCGAGGCGAUUGUGAGAAAGUCGCAACGUUGGCAAGUCUUCCGAGAUGGGAUAGCGAAUCGGACAGCAGCGAAGAAUCAUUCGUGGAGUUGGACCCAGCCGAAGAGCGAAUCCACAGCCAGGUUGAAGUGCAAAUCAUACAACAGCAGCUACCAUCACCUUCACUGAGUCCAGAUCCCAAUGCAGACGGCUUGCAUCCCGAACCAGUGCCCGGAUCGAAGAAGCGUGCUGCAACGGCAAUGACAGCUUUGACAAAGGAGAAGCCAGUCAAGAGGCCCAGAGGCCGGCCAGCGAAAGCUAUUACCGCGAAGAAGGAACCGAAAAAACCGGUCGUUAAGAAGGCUGCCACGAUCAAAGCCUCUUUCAAAUCGGUCAAGCAGACCCCUUCUACUGCUUCUACCAGCACAAUGUCAAAGGGAAAGGCUGUCACCGCGAAAAAUGCGAUAAAUCCAGCACCUAUUAGUGUCGGAAUUGUCGAUACGCCGACCACGUCCUCAGUGUCUCCGCCGCCCUCGAGCAUUCCCUCACCGAUGCGAGGAGUCAUUACUGUGAACAGCCUCCUCAAUUAGGAUCGGGAACGACAACUGGGUGCGUUCCUCGAAUACGCCGGCGAGGUUCGUCUCCCAAUACGACAGACAAUGUUGAUUUGCGGCCGCCUGUUUGGAGUACAUAUCAAGUACAUAGUUGAUUUGAAAGGCGUUUGGCGUUGAUUGGUGGGGGUGUUUGGACUAUCAAUCAAAGGCUGUGAAUUAGAGCUUUCAUUUUGUUUUG